Molecule: messenger RNA, 3186 nt
Organism: Metschnikowia bicuspidata var. bicuspidata NRRL YB-4993
Lineage: Eukaryota; Fungi; Ascomycota; Pichiomycetes; Serinales; Metschnikowiaceae
Gene: DOT1
Product: histone methyltransferase
Exons: 1
Coding region: 1-3186 (1061 amino acids)
Biological process (GO): regulation of transcription regulatory region DNA binding; DNA damage checkpoint signaling; DNA repair
Cellular component (GO): nucleus
Molecular function (GO): histone H3K79 methyltransferase activity
Source: RefSeq, a predicted model, not a curated record
AUGUCCGAGGAAAGACUUCUGGAGGACGGCCUCAUCACACCUCGCAGUGCUGGCACCGUGUCGCCAGUCUUGGAUACGGAACGUAAUGCGCUCAUUGCCCGGCUCACGCCAAUGACCAAGACGGACUUUCGUAAAACGGCCGUGGCUGCUGCGUUCCCUGACCGCACGUGGGCAGAAAUCUGCGCCGCGGUCGAAAACAUGCCCAUUCCGGAGGAGCUCACGUGGCCGGAACUCCAGUUGGUUGUGCUGGAAUGGCACCGGGCCGAGCCCAUCAACUUCGCCAUGCUCGAAGAAGAGUGUUUUGCUCGUGACCGGAAGUCCAUCCACGCCCGGAUUAUGCACUUGGAGGAGAUCUACGGCGCCAAGCGCAACGGACUCGCGUGCCCGAUCAUCUGUGCGUUUGAGCUUGCGGCCCAGAACCAGAUGCUCACCUACACCGAAAUCUCUCCUUUUCUCCCCGGAUACUCUCUGGAAGAGCUCCGAACGUUGGUCGCGUCCAACUUCCCACAUAGAAUGCGAUUCACGCGUGCUGAGGUCGACUCCAUCUGCGAUGGCCUCCGAAAGGGGCUUGGCCCCGAGGAUUUGAAGACCAACCUUCCGUUCAGGCGUAUCGGCGUCGUGCGCCAGAAGGCCUUGACCUUGAAGAACAAGUUCAACAUACUGAAGGUAGAGCCGAAGAACACCGAGUACGAGAAGAUAAUAGACCUGAUCAUCAGAUCUGACUUGACUGAUACUGGCAUCAAAGAGGCUGCCCACAACGAGUCCUUGUCGAAGCUCAUCAAGGACAUACAAACCACGAUCGAAGACCGCGGCGGAAGCGAAUCCAUUCCCUUCACCAAACCCGAAAACGAGAUCUUGCGCUUGAGCUUGCAGGGUGAAUUGACCGAUAAACAAUGCCAAUCGGAGCUUCUAUUCCGCUCUUGGCGCGAAAUUCUGCAAAAGAGAACAGAAUUGGAGUCUGUGCACUCGAGGCAAAAGAAAUUCUCCAGCCAUCUCGAACGACUCAUUUAUGAAGCACAAUGGUACUCAUCAAUGGCGGAGGAUUCUGCACGGGGGAGCCGUAGAAGACUGACAAGGACCGACGUGGAAUUCAGCGACCUACGGGAAAAGGCCCUCAAGGCGAAGGAACAAAAGAAGCCCGUGAAUGGCCCCGAAACACAGGAAAAAAUUCGAACCAACGAAUUGAUUACAUUGAAACGGAAAGAGACCAGAAGGAGAAACCUUGAAGAGAAAGAACGAAAAAAAUUACAGCACAAAGCACCUCCUAUACGAACCCGUUCCAAAACAAAAUCCCGAAGUGGCGAGAAGGGCAAAAUUGAAAAGCUUGUUGAGGAGGCAGAAUGGUUCCAAAGUAUUUGUGGGGAUGGCCAUACUGUUCUGACAGGCGAGAAAAGGAAACGUACUCCCGUCAUGCAUUUGGUGCCGGAGUUCAAAGACAGGCAGAAGUUGAAAACGGCACAGAAGCAACUCAUGGAGCAAAAGAAAAACAAAAGCAAGUGUAAACCAGACAGGCUUAUGUCUGAAACCCCCAUGACUGAAGAUAGCGAAGCGGAAAAGGAAUCGAUGGAGAAGUUUAAGAACGUCAUGGAAACUGAGAACCCUUCAGACCUCGAAGAGAUAAGCCCAUAUGAUCCGACUGAUAUCAAUCAUGACACGUCAGUGACUUUCGAGAACCGGGUCUUAUUCAACGAAGCUAUUUCAUCUCGAAUACUUUUUCCUUCGCGCAUCGAAUUCAGUUCUGAUGUCCUGGAAAUUCUUCAGCCCGGAAAGCUGGUUCCCAUCAAUAAUACUUUGGCUGCUAAUAUCAUCAGAGAGCAUGAUAAUUGCUACAAGUCUCUCCCCGAUACUUUUCCACCUUUCCAGAUCCAAAACGCGGCAGGUGAAAUGACAAUAAACCCAAGAAACAUUAUACACAUUCGCUAUCUUCUUUAUCCGCAGCACACUGAACAAUACAUCUUGGCUGAACCGAAAAGCAACCAACUUGAUCCUAUUCGAGAGAUCAUCAAGGUCUUUCAAAUUCACUAUGGAUUGUUCUUUUCGUAUUCUCCAAAAUUGAAGAAUAUAAUUUAUGAUGAUUUUUGCCAAAGCAUGAUACUGGCCGUUGAUGGCAAUGACUUUCUGAAAUUCAUGUAUAUCAUUGACAAAUGGAACGCAUUGAUGUUGGAGCUUUCCCCAUAUCCGAUUGAAAUUGACCCAAAGAUUGACAUAAACGGAAGCUUACGAGUGUACCUCCCAAAGUCUUAUGCAUUUUGUCAUGACAUAAAAGAAUCGAAAAUUCAAACUUUCUACACAGAGGUUCUUCAUGCAGGCGAAAAAGCUCGCAAGAAUGGCAAUCAGUCACCAGCUAAUAUGUUUCAAAGGAAAAUGAGCUUAACUCUUAAGCUGCCGGUUAUUGGUGGUCACCAAAGCCAUUUACCAGAAGUAUUUGUUUCGCGGUAUCGACAUAUGCGGCCCAUGGCAUAUUCAGUAGCUUUUAUCGAUCUGCUUGCCAACAAGACCGAUAUUUCAAGGUAUUGCUCUCACCAAUUGCUCAUGAGGGCAUAUACCAGAAUCGUUUCUCCAAGCUCAAGGAAGCUCAGGUCUUACAAGGCGUUCUCUGCCGAGGUGUAUGGUGAGCUUCUUCCUUCAUUUGUCAGUGAAGUUUUGACCAAGAUUAAUUACAAGCCUGACAAAAAAUUCUACGACCUAGGUUGUGGAGUAGGGAAUACUACUUUGCAAGCUGCUCUUGAGUUUGGGGCAGAGAAGAGUGGUGGAUGUGAAAUAAUGGAUCACGCCUCUCGUCUCGCUCGGGAGCAAGAAAUCUUUAUGAGGAAGCAGAUUCUUCUUUUUGGGUUGAAAGCAAUGAACCUUUCUUUUGCCUUAGAUCAAAGUUUUGUGAAGAAUGAGAAGGUUCGAAAAGAGUGUAUCGAAUCUGACGUUGUUCUUGUGAACAACUACUUGUUUGAAUUUGCGUUGAAUGAUGAAGUGGGUAAGCUUCUUUACGGAAUGAAGCCGGGAUCGAAAAUCAUCAGCUUGAAAAACUUUAUUCAGCCGAGGUACAAAUCCAGUGGUGAGAAGAGCAUUUUUGACUAUCUCCAGGUCGAGCGUUUUGAAAUGAGUGACUACUGUUCUGUGAGCUGGACAGCGAACAAGGUUCCAUACUACAUUUCCACCGUCAAAUCAGAGAUAUUAAAAGAAUACUUGUAA